This is a messenger RNA of Jaculus jaculus (lesser Egyptian jerboa), 1241 nucleotides long. It is a transcript of the gene Ociad2, whose product is annotated as OCIA domain containing 2. NCBI's taxonomy places the organism in Eukaryota, Metazoa, Chordata, Mammalia, Rodentia, Dipodidae. The record is from RefSeq and is a predicted model, not a curated record. The transcript has 8 exons. Bases 321 to 785 code for a protein of 154 amino acids. Gene Ontology annotation, cellular component: mitochondrial inner membrane.
CAGUCCUGGGCUGGAGGAUGGUGGCGCUCACCCUGCAGAGAAAAUGCCACCGCUUGGCCCUGGGGCCGUUCAAAGCAAGCUCUGGUUUGGGAUCCGAGGCACAGCUUGCAUGAGCUUGGACGUCACACACAAGAGCACGUGCUCGCCUGCACCUCUAAAAUGGCAAUGACUCCCCAUGUACGCCCACCAUGCGCCAGGUGCUGAUGCCUCAUCUCUCAUCUUCAUCCUCAUCUUUGUGACUUCCCCUCGUGUCCCCUCAGCAGACGUUGGGUCAAGGAGUAACCCGAGAACCCCACAGAAAGAGAAGAAAGGAUCACAUCAUGGCCUCGGUGCCCACUCACGGAAGCCAAGAGAAAGGGCCCCAUGUGCCACCUCUGAGCAAGCAGAGCCUGCUGUUCUGUCCAAAAUCAAAACUACAUAUCCACCGAGGAGAGAUUGCCAAGAUUAUUCGAGAAUGUCAAGAAGAAAGUUUCUGGAAAAGAGCUCUGCCGUUUUCUCUGGCAAGCAUGCUUAUCACCCAGGGACUUGUCCACCAAGGUUAUUUAGCUGCGAAUCCAAGAUUUGGAUCUUUGCCUAAAGUUGCAUUGGCUGGUCUCUUGGGAUUUGGUCUUGGGAAGGCCUCCUACAUACGAGUGUGCCAGAAGAAAUUCCAUUCCUUGGAAGAUCAGCUCCGUGGGGCGGGCUUUGGUCCAGAGCAUAACAGGCACUGCCUGCUGACAUGUGAGGAAUGCAAAAUAAGACGUGGACUGGGCGAGAAGGGAGAGUCCCAACCCUCUGCUUCCUAAACUCGGCGUCUGUGGCUUUCAAUGAGUUUUUAACCUCCGACCUGCACAUUUAACUUUUCAAGUGUACUUUAAGAUAAUAUACUUGUAUUGGAUCAGAAACCUUGUAACCCUCGCCUUCCUUUGACAUGCUUUCGGUGGAAGGCUGUCAAUUGAAUUGAGCAUGGCACAUCUCUUCUUUAAGAACAUGUCGGGAGCUAUAAAAGAAAUGAACUUACUCCCUUGCUUAUAGCUACGUAAAAGAAUUUUGAGUAGCCUCUGAUUAUCCUCCAACAAUUCUUUCCCUCUGCUUUUUUUUUUUUUUUUAAGUUUUCUGGUGGGAGAAUAGGAGGGAAUGAUGUGGAAAUUAGUUGGGAAGUCCUGAUUGAAAAAAAAAAAAAAUCUCAUGUAUAUGGAAUCAUAAAUUCAAAAUAAGAAAGAUCAUGUUUCAUUAUUUGAAAUGCUUCCUAGCCAGGUGUG